GAAAAUUUUCAACCGGAUAAUUUGUAAUUAAAUCCUUGCUUGAUUGAAAAAAAAGAAACUAUGCCUGUGGACCAGGUCAUCAUAUCCUACUUGCGCAGGCGAAACUGCAUCAAUGUCCUUCUGCUCAGAUCGUUGGACCUGCUUCAGCCCGACACUCUCACCAAAACCCCCUACGAGAUGAUCGAGGUGUCUCCCAACGGGAUCUGCUUCUCCGAGCAAAACCUGGAGUAUCGCAUAGACCUGGAUGACAUCUUCGAGCUGGCCGUCAAGUCCGAGGACGGCGACCCGCUCUAUGGUAUGGGCGAGCUGAGGGCCAACAAUGUGUCCUUCGGACUCUAUCUCCAGCAAAUUGAUUUGCGGAAGUUGGAUCAGUUCACCGUUGACGUGUACGUGGGUGAAUUGCCGCUGCGCAUCAAUUCCACGGCGCCCUGCUCGCUCCACUGCAGCAACUGCGCCAACGAGGUGAUUCGACGGCAGCAGUUCCUCAGGAUCCAGCCAGUCCCUGUGAUAACGAUGCGUCCGAAUAACUUCUUCUGCGGUCGCUUCAAGAUCCCGGUGUAUCCGCAGGAGGACCAGCUCUUUUACGGAUUGAACUACAUGGUUAUUUCCUUCCAAUUGCUGGGCGACGGGGUGCUCCGCUCCUGGGAACGUCGUCAGCUGGAGUGCUCCCGCUGUCGCCAGGUCGUGGGCGAGGUCUUGGGCCAUGAUGUGGCCAUCCAAUUGUUUGCGGAUGCACUGCGCGUGAUGACUGACGGUUCUGGCACCAAAUUUCCGGUCAAGUUCAGGGAGAUCUUUGGGCACGUGACCGCCACCCAGUUGAUGGUUCGCUUGCUCCACGACACCGAGCCUUUUAAUCCCGAGAAGACGCGCCUACUUGUGAAGGCCGUGCGUCCCGAUGGCCAGUUGCAUUACCUGCAGAUGCUGGUGGACACUAGCCAGGUGCACCUCCUUCGUUCCCAGCUGCCCAUCCCUAGGGAGCUAGAACUUACCAAUGAUGCGACUUCUGCGCCGGAACAGAGUGACUCCAGUAGCGAGGGUGACCUUGAGCUCAAGAACAGCGACACCAGUGGCAGUAGCAUCAACUCCGCUCCUCAAGAAGAGGAGGAGGACACGGAGCGCCCAGAAACAACUCCAUAUACAGUUGACUGUCACUCCCAGCCACCCGAGGAAGUUCCGAACAUUAUCAUCAGCUAUGUGGAACUUCACGGCUGCCGCGGAUGCCGCAUAAAGUACCUGUUCUCGGGAACCGAUCAGGAGUUACAAGCUAACCAGGAUAUCUUGGAUCAGUGGCUGGAUGAGGGUACCCACGAGAUGCGCGUCUCCUACCCUAUGAUGAUGGAGCUGCUCGCCGAACUGAACGCCAACGAGAACAUGGUGGCCGCCCUGGAGAAACUUCCGGCUCCAAAGAAGUGCACCCGUCCGCGUCUCAGCUAUAUUAUCUAUGAGAAAGACAGCGACUUCUAUGCCAGACAGCAGCUACCACUUUCGGAGCUCGACAUCUAA
Drosophila kikkawai is the source of this 1503-nucleotide messenger RNA. RefSeq lists its product as uncharacterized. NCBI's taxonomy places the organism in Eukaryota, Metazoa, Arthropoda, Insecta, Diptera, Drosophilidae. The record is from RefSeq and is a predicted model, not a curated record.